Camellia sinensis is the source of this 1966-nucleotide messenger RNA. RefSeq names its product AAA-ATPase At2g46620. The record is from RefSeq and is a predicted model, not a curated record. Gene Ontology annotation, molecular function: ATP hydrolysis activity; ATP binding. Lineage: Eukaryota; Viridiplantae; Streptophyta; Magnoliopsida; Ericales; Theaceae.
AAAGCCUGCCUGGAAAAGUAGUUGUAGAUGACGGAGAAACAAACAGACUCAUCUCUUCGUCUCCCUUGUUCACUCCAAAAUACUCAUCUCCAUCUCCAUACCCAUACCAUACCCAUACAAAACAAAAUCAACCCAACCCCUCUCUCCCCCUCUCUCUCCCCACCCCCUUUUGACCCUUUUCAUUGUUCCUCGCCUGCAACAACCAAUCCUUUAAAACCCUAUUCAUAUUCUCAAUCCUACACACACUUUCUCAAAAAUGGUUAGCCCUUUCCCUUUCAGGAGGAAAAAGCUUUGAAUUCUACUUCAUAGACCCAGAAUUAGCCACCUUUUUUUGGGCGAAUCUGGAGUCAUCAAUCAAACCAUGUUUUCUAUUAUUACUUCUUUGUUUCUUUUACUUGUAUUGAUUAUUUUUUCAUUCGUUCUAGUUCGAUUGUUCUUGUAUCGAACUGCUUUGAUUUACGUUUUGAAGAAAUGGUUGCACUGGGUUGAAGACCGAGUUCACGUUUACCAGUUCUUCAAAGUACCCGAAUUGAAUGAAAACUCUCAGGAGAAUCAAUUCUACAGGAAAGUGUUUGCUUACCUGAAUUCCUUGGCUUCGAUUGAGGACUCCGACUUCACCAAUCUCUUCGCUGGGAGGAAAUCGAACGAUAUAGUUCUCUGCCUCGAUGACAAUCAGACGGUUCAUGAUGAGUUUCUCGGAGCGAGAGUGUCAUGGAAGAACGAGAUUGGGAGAGGCAAUGAGAAAAGUUGCACAAGGACUUUGGUGUUGAGGAUCAAGAAGAAAGACAAGCGUCGGAUUCUGAGACCUUAUCUUCAACACAUUCACAAGGUUUCUGAUGAGAUUGAACAGAGGAGGAGAGAGGUGAGGCUGUUCAUGAACACUCACUCCGAUCAUCACAGAAACGGACGGUGGAUAUCGGUUCCUUUCACACAUCCUUCGAGUUUCGACACGAUCGUCAUGGAUUCGGAUCUGAAGAACAAGGUCAAAUCCGAUCUCGAAUCGUUUCUCAAAUCGAAACAGUACUAUCACCGACUAGGCCGUGUUUGGAAACGGAGUUUCCUUCUCUACGGUCCCUCCGGUACCGGAAAAUCGAGCUUCGUCGCCGCCAUGGCGAAAUUCCUCUGCUACGACGUCUUCGACGUCGAUCUCUUCCGAGUCACAGACGAUUCCGAUCUGAAAAUGCUUCUAUUGCAGACGACGAGCAAAUCAAUCAUCGUAAUCGAAGAUCUGGAUCGAUUCAUGGCGGAGAAAGAGAAAUCGACAACGGUGACCCUGUCCGGUGUACUGAACUUCAUGGAUGGACUUGUGAGUUCGUGUUGCGGAGAUGAGAGAGUGAUGGUGUUCACGCUGAACAACAAAGAACAGAUCGAUUCAUCGAUACUCAGACCAGGACGAAUCGAUGUUCAUAUUCAUUUUCCCCUCUGUGAUUUCAAUUCCUUCAAGAGCUUAGCGAAUAACUAUCUAGGGCUCAAGGAUCACAAGUUGUUUCCACAAGUUGAAGAGGUGUUUCAGGGCGGAGCGACGCUGAGCGCGGCGGAGAUCGGCGAAAUCAUGAUCGCCAACAGGAACUCGCCGAGCAGGGCGUUGAGGUCGGUGAUUACGGCGGCGAGAGUCGGACGGCGGCUGAGCGAGAGCAGCGCGGCGGAGUUCUCCGGCGAGCUCGGUGGCGGCGGAAACAAAGAUGGUGGUGUGCCUGCGAUCAAGGAGAUUCGGAAGUUGUACGGUAUAUUGAGGUUACGGAGCAGUAACAAAAUUGGACCGUCUGAUCAUGAAUCAACGCAGAUCGUCAAGUGAGGGUAUACGGUGGGCCUACCUUAGUUAAAAAAAUCGGAUGGCUAAGGCCGUGUACACCAAAUCUGAUUCGAUUGUUGCAUAGUUUGUAGUAGUUUUCAAGAUGAAAUUCAAAAACUAAAAAAAAAAAAACUUACAGUAUUAUAGAUUUGUUUAUUUCGGUUCUCCCUCAAA